AUGUCUGACAUCAAGGAAGAAAUCAAUUCAGUGGAAACUGCAAUAGACACUAAUGACUUGUCCAAACUAUUUAGUACCGCAUCCAAUGUACAAAUAUACAGAAAUCUUCCUGACAAAAUUAUUUCAUUUUUACCCAAAUUCAUUUCAGAAAAAAUCCAAGGAGAAGAACUUAGUAAACUAUUUGGAUCAUUGUCACAAAGUCCUUUAACAUCAGAUAAACAUGGCUACAGCAUGAAGACAACACAGAAAUCACCAGAAGCUGGAUCCUCUCUUCCAGUCAAACAGGUACUUGAUGAACCAGAGACUCUCACCACCAUAGACACUGGGUAUAGAAAACUUUUCAAUGUUGCCUGUCUGAGUGAUGAAGAAUUCUGGUCUUGUGGAGGUGACAGCACCAUGAAACUCUACAGUGUCAAUCAGGGAUCACUACUCAAGUCAAUCAGAACCAAGUCAGGGUACACUCCGUCUAACAUAGCGGUGACAAAAAGUGGAGAUCUAGUUUAUACUGAUGUUAGUACUGUAAACAUUGUGAAGAAUGAGAAGAUAGAGGAGGUAAUCAGACUAAAGAACUGGAGACCUCUCGGUGUCUGUAGUACCUCCUCUGGUGACCUCCUGGUUAUCAUGAGGAGUGAUGAUUACAAUGAGAACAGGAACCUGGAUAUCUGCAUGCCUAACUGUGAAGCUAGGGCAGUAUUGGUGGUCAAUCAGGCCGGGAAACUGAGAUUCAGGUACACUGGACAUUCUCCUGCUCCAAAGAACCAGCCAUUCUAUCCACAAGGAAUCACUACAGACAGUCAGAGUCACAUCCUUACAGCUGAUCCUAGCAAUGACUGUGUCCACAUCAUAGACCAGGAUGGACAGUUCCUCUGUUACAUAAACUGUGGACUGAGUGAUCCCCAUGGAUUGUGUAUAGAUACAAAUGAUAAUCUGUUUGUUGCUCAAAGUGAAAUGUUAAACAAACAAGUAAAGAAAAUCAAAUAUCUGCAGUGA
This is a messenger RNA of Saccostrea cuccullata (small rock oyster), 990 nucleotides long. RefSeq lists its product as uncharacterized. The record is from RefSeq and is a predicted model, not a curated record. NCBI's taxonomy places the organism in Eukaryota, Metazoa, Mollusca, Bivalvia, Ostreida, Ostreidae. Gene Ontology annotation, molecular function: translation repressor activity; ubiquitin protein ligase activity. The transcript is spliced from 2 exons. Bases 1 to 990 code for a protein of 329 amino acids. Gene Ontology annotation, biological process: proteasome-mediated ubiquitin-dependent protein catabolic process; negative regulation of translation; protein polyubiquitination.